CACUUCUUCUAUUCAAUAGUAACAUAUUGUCAUCCUGGCAACACACUCAUCCGUGUAUAAUCAUAAUCUAUCAGAUGAAAGCCAAUCUUCCACUUUUCUCAUGAUUUUCUGAUUUCUUUCUUUGUUUUGUUUUUUCUAUUCCGAAUGACGUCAUUGGGCUCGGACGAGGGGGCGUGUACAUGGAGUUUAACGUUACUUUAAGAUCAAACUGCAUGAAUUCUGCUCGAGUUUGGACAAUGAGUUUUUCCCACUUUAGAGGCUUUUAAUGUGAGAUAAGUGGUUUGUGGAUCUACUUCUGUGUGCUGGACCUUAAACCAGAAGCCACCUAAAAUCCUGAGGAUCCAGAUGUGCUUUUAACAAUUUAUUUUUUUAACGUUUUUCCGAGGAAAUGGACCUCAGACCUGCCGUAAUGAAAGUCCUGCUCUUUCUCAUCAUUCUUUUACCUAUGGCAUUGGCAGUCACACACACUCUGCAGUACCACUACACUUUAGUCACACAAGGAAUUCAUUUCCAAGAGUUCACUGCCGUGGCUCUGGUGGAUGCAGAGCGGGUCGCAUAUUACGACAGCAACAUCGGGAAGAUUAUUCCGAAGACAGAGUGGAUCCAGGAGAUUGGUUCAGAUUUUCCAGACUACUGGGACAACCAAUCCAAGCGUAUGCAGAGCGAUCAGGAGAAUCUCAAACAGCUUCUGAAUACAAUCAUCAAAACUUUUAAUCACACUGAAGGAAGUCAUACGCUACAGAGGAUGUACGGCUGUGAGGUCCAUAACGGCGGCAAAACUGCAGGAUACGAUCGGUAUGGUUUUGAUGGAGAAGAUUUUAUUAGUUUAGAUCUAGAAAAUAAAACCUGGACUGCAGCUAACGAUAAAGCGGUGAUCACCAAACACCAGUGGAAGACUGCAGGCACUGAGGCUCAAAUCAGGGAGCGCUAUCUGAAGAACGAGUGUGUCAACUGGCUGAUGAAGUUUGUGUCCUACAGCAAAGUAACUCUGCAGAGGGGAGACGACUAUUUAUCAGGGACAACAUAUGAGUAUAACGAUCUAAUCAUUGCAUGUUAUAAUGUGGGACCGUGGCUUGGGGUCGUCAUUGGUUUAUCUUUAUUCGUCAUCCUCAUAAUCUGUGUUUCCGUUUUUGCCAUUUGGAGGAGAAUUCAAAAAGUGCAGAUCUCACAUCUGUUCCAGCCCCGAGCAGUCCCAAUGCCUCCUCUAAAGCAAACAUGUUGGACUUUUAGCGUCCAGCUGUUUAAGAGGAAAAAAGUGUGUGUAAGGAGAGAGAGAGAGAGAGAGAGAGAGAGAGAGAGAUGGACAGAGAAAUUAUGUAGUCAUUCUGAUAUGACAAAAAUGGGAUUAGUUCUUAUUGGAUUAGAUUAAAGAACAAAACUCUUUUAGUCAAUAUCAUUCAUAUUAUUUUUUUACGAAGUUUUAGUGGUGGUCAAGACCAAUGGUGUGUUUGUGUGUGCAUGUGUGUGUGUAUGCGUGUCUAUUUCACGUCACUUUUUAAGGCAAAUUUCUUAAAAUCUCCUAAAUGUAUAAAAUGUGUCAUAUAAAUAAAGUUUUAUUAUGAUUAUUAUUAUUCAUAUUAUUAAUAAUAACAGUAGCAGUGGUAACAAAGAAGGUUGUUAUGAAGAGAUUUGACCAGUAGAGGGCAGUAGGAUGCUGUGUUUGAUUAUGGAGUAAUGGCGCCUUUACAGUACAUAUACUGUGUAUUUAGACCAGAAACUGUCUAAAUUAUGUGAGAAGCAUUCAAUUCUAAAUAAUAUUUUUUUUUUUCCAUUAGGUGAAUUAUGUGAAACACGCUCAGCUUUAAGACACGGUCUUGCUAAAAGAAUAAAUUCUACUUCAGCUCUCCAAUGUGAAUUGGAGGUUGAAGUGUUUUGUUGAUGUGUAAAUGUGGUGAUAAUCCAAUUUAUGGAGACAUCAUCUAUUUGAAUUUAAAGUCAGUAACAGGUGAUUCCCAAAGAGUUUAAAGUCCACAAGUCUGGAUCAAAAUUGCAAAAUCUAUAUACUAUCAAAAACAGAAACCAAACACCAAACAUCAUAAGUGAGUAUUUAAUGCAAGACAUGAACUCUGAGAUCGUGAAAGUAAAAAUGGAUUUGUUUGAAGGGAAAAUAGAUCAGUUUCAGUCAUGUGAUGCAGAAAUUCGAGUUUAAGGCUGAAAUGUGUACUGAUGCCACAUUGCAUGAACGCAUUGUAAUUAUGAUGAAAAGUUUUUGCUGGUUUGCUGGUUUAAUAAAAUAUGUUUGGAUUAA
Messenger RNA from Silurus meridionalis, 2248 nucleotides. Its product is annotated as BOLA class I histocompatibility antigen, alpha chain BL3-7-like. The transcript is spliced from 10 exons. Lineage: Eukaryota; Metazoa; Chordata; Actinopteri; Siluriformes; Siluridae. The coding region runs from base 389 to 1369 and encodes 326 amino acids. The record is from RefSeq and is a predicted model, not a curated record. Gene Ontology annotation, biological process: immune response. Gene Ontology annotation, cellular component: external side of plasma membrane.